AAUACAUCAAAAAUGUUUUCUAAGGUCGUCAUCAUCUGCGCUCUCGCCUUCAUAGGACAGGCCAUCUGCAAUCCAACAUGCUGCAAAAUUGGCUCCUCGAAGCUGAUUAGCUCCCCGAAGCUGAUUAGCUCUGGCUACUCCUCUGGCAAGUGCGAGUCCAUCGUGAUCUCCAACAGCGGCGGCGACCUGCUCGUCACCAGCAUCGGCCCCAUCUCGCCAUCCGGCAUCGCCGUGGCCACCGAGCUGGACCUGGCGGGAGACCUGGAGCUCUCCGGCGAGCUGCCGUACCUGAGCGCCGUGGCGUUCGACGGCAGCUUCGACACCAGAGGCUCGGCCGCGGUCUCGUACGGCUGUGGCUGCGGAGACAACAUCGCCAUCACGAAGGUGAUCGGCAACUCGAACAGCGGCAACGCCAACCUCAGGUCUGGAUCCUCCAACAUCUACAGCUGCGGGUGCGGUUGUGCUUAACUUCAGUCAAUUUAUGGAAACAUAAACUUUAAUCAAAUAAACAAAUCGCAAGUAAAACGAA
Messenger RNA from Leguminivora glycinivorella, 529 nucleotides. Its product is annotated as chorion class CB protein M5H4-like. The transcript has 2 exons. Gene Ontology annotation, cellular component: egg chorion. Lineage: Eukaryota; Metazoa; Arthropoda; Insecta; Lepidoptera; Tortricidae. Gene Ontology annotation, biological process: multicellular organism development; chorion-containing eggshell formation. The coding region runs from base 13 to 468 and encodes 151 amino acids. The record is from RefSeq and is a predicted model, not a curated record. Gene Ontology annotation, molecular function: structural constituent of egg chorion.